UCCACAGCAGUUGACAACUCAAAGAAAACAAAUAGACGGGCGAAACUUUGAUUGACAUUUCAAUUAAAUUACAGCCCAACUCGCUGUCGCUGGCGGGGAUGUUCCGAGUGCAGAAAGUUUUGCUCGCCGAAUACGAGGAGAUCUACGAGCCGGUGCUGGUGGAGAAUCCCUUCACCCUGGUGGACAUCCGCGGCGUGGGACUGCGCCAGUACCACAUAGGCCUCACCUGCAAUCGCCUGCUCUUCGGCUGCGACAACUUCUCCAAGUACGAGGAUGAGCCGGGCUUCCUGGACCGCGGCCAGGAUCCGGAGAUCGAGAGCUUCGAGCUGGUCACCAUGCUGCCACUGCAGCUGAUCCGCUUCCACUUCUUUCGCAAGGCGACGCGCUGCCUCAUGAUGCUGAACAUUGUCCAGCCGCUGGGUAAGCCUCUGGCCAUUCUGGAGCACCCGAUCAUCUUCGAGUUCGGCGGCCACAUCUUCAAGCAGCACUUCUGGCACACCUGGCGCGAGAGGGUGGCCACCAUCCGGGUGAUGCAGCCGCUCUACGGCCAGAUAACAGGCGCCUCGCCCUUCUCCAGCACCGACGUCCAGCUGGACGAGGAGACCAUCUCGGUCCAGGUGCAUCCUCCACCCAGAACUCCCUCCUUCUACAGCGCCUGCCAUGCGGGAGCAGGCGAUUUCGGCUAGCCAUUCUGCUAAGGGUUUUUAAGCCAGUUUCCAUUUUCUAUUAACGGAUUGGGCUUCCAGCUUCGAUUUGCCUGCCACGUCCAUCCAUUCGGACAGCCGCCUGUUUAUUUAUUUAUAUUAAAAGCAAGCCGCUCUUGCCACCUUAAGAACAGCUAUAUUUGGUUGGUUAGAAAUAGCUUUGGAUGCUCGGUGCGAAAAGCUGAGUUCUCGAACGCACUUAACGGCUCAAAGGACGUCUUGUUUUGUUAAAUCUGCUAAUAACUAGAGCCUUAUUUCUAUACGCUAUUUGCUAGUUAAUAAGUAUAUGUUAAAUAAAUCUAUAUGCAAGUAAAUACAUUUAA
Molecule: messenger RNA, 1027 nt
Organism: Drosophila santomea
Lineage: Eukaryota; Metazoa; Arthropoda; Insecta; Diptera; Drosophilidae
Exons: 1
Coding region: 99-686 (195 amino acids)
Source: RefSeq, a predicted model, not a curated record